Messenger RNA from Vitrella brassicaformis, 1587 nucleotides. Lineage: Eukaryota; Vitrellaceae. The record is from the annotation of a GenBank genome assembly.
AGACCAUCAUUUGGGACAUUCUUCGCUCUCUUGCUGGAGGAUGCGGCCACAAUGCGGGUGCUUCACACCAAUUCCCCGGGGUAAGCUCUUGCCAUUCACGUCACACAAUUGGAAAGCAGUUGGCGUCUGUGUUGUAGGAAGUCGAGCGCCGCAUCGCCUGAGGGAGGGGGAGCACCUAAGGACAUGCCAAUCGAGGAGGGGGAGCACCUGAGGGAGAUGUACAGGGAGCAACUGAGGCGCCAGCAAGGGGUAUGCAAGUGACACCCAUCAACACAGACAGCACUUUGUCACUUGUUCUUUGUUUCCUUCAGCCUUUAAUUGCGCAGUGGCGGGCAAAGAUAGAGGCCCUCGCGGUCGAGGCCGCCGCCAUCCAGCAGAGGGCGCUGCUGGUAUGUGAAUGUUGAUCUGUACUAAGAGUUUGAGGCACAACAUGCCACAUGUUUGGCUUUGCCUCCCCAGAGCGACCAGGCCGUUCUGAUUGGCGAGUUGGUGGCGAUGCGGGCGAAGGUGGAGGCGCUCAAGGCGGUGGAGCAGCACACGGCGGCCGACCGGGAGGCCGAGCUGCUGGCCGACAGAGCGGCGCGCCAGCAGGAGGCCCCUGAUGCUGCUGCGAGCGACCCCCGAGGAGCCGGCCCCAAGAUCACCACCACCAGCGCCCCCAGAUCAAAGCAGCUGCAGCAGAGGUUGUUGGUGAGAGAGAGAGUGGCGCCCACACCAGGACCGCCCCAGUAUGACCCCAACAUGAGGGCCUGCCUGCCCACAUCCACCACUACUGCGGACCUGGCCCUGUCUGCGUCUCUCUACCGCUCCCGUCUCGUCGCAUCACCCACCGCCCGGCCCAUGGUGCCCCUCUCACUCCCUGCAGACCAGCGGACCACCGGCGGAUGGUCUGCCGCCCAGAGAGACUCGCAUGCCCGGUCCCCCACCCACAGCAGCACCGAUCCCCUCCCCUGCCUUCGUUCCCGCACCUCUCCAGCACAUUCGCGCUCCCCUCGCCCAGCACGCCGAUGUGUUCAAGGCCGGUAUGGCCCUGGAGGUGCCUGGCCCGCACCCCAACACGGCUGAGGCGGCCAGAGGCGGGUGGGUAGAGGGGUAGGUGUUUGACGGCUCGCGGGGGGAGCACACCUACUGGGAGUACGACUGGGGCAGCGGCGUGUGACUGGUCCGAUCCGAGUCCCAGGACGCAAACAUGAGCCUUCGACGCCUGUACGUGCCACAGCCACAUGCGGCCCUGCCGGGAGUGUACGUCCCCACUCUACUACCCAGACAUGCAGCGCCACCUGCCCGAUACUGCCCGACGCCAUGACAGCCUGAUGGUCACGUCCUUGGGGGGCGUUAAAUUACAUCGCUGCCUACAUUUUAUAUCCCUAGUGCUGGUUGUCGCGAUGUUUGCAUUCGUUGACACCAAAGACUUGCUCACAGACAUUGAACACGUUCUCACGUGAAUCGGACUUAUUCUCAAGUAUCGGUUUUGUGUCAACCAAUCAGACUUUGCUUGCCUAAUGGACACGCCAAUCGAUUGAAUGCACCAUGUGUGUGUCUCUCUUUCCAUCCAUCUAAACAACCAACCGUCUCCCUGAUACACAU